AGGGGAGGGGCGGUACGUGGCCCGGGCGCGUGCUAGCACUUGGCGAUCUCACAGUGAGCUGAAUAGGGUGCGAACAGUCUGCACUUUGCGUACGGAGAUCACGAGAAGCCGUCAGUUGCGCAGUAUAUGAGAAGAAGCCGGGAUAUUCCCGGCGGGCGCCGUCGCGACGAUGGCGUCUCUGGGCCGGCUGGCCUGGCUUCUGGCGCUGGCGGCGGCGGCCGUGGCGCAGCCGCCGCGCCCACUGGUGGCGCAGCUGGACCUGCGCGACGAGACGCGGCGGCUCGCGCACCUGGUCGUCGACUCCGACUCGGACCGGCUGUACGUGGCCGGCGUCAACCGUCUGCUGGAGCUGAGCGCCGACCUGCAGGUGACGGCGCGCGCGGUGACGGGCCCGGUGGCCGACGCGCCCGACUGCCCGGCCUCUGGCUGCCCGCCGGCGGUCGACGCCCAGCCCACUGACAACGUUAACAAGCUGCUGCUGCCGGUGGAGGGGCGGCUGCUCAGCUGCGGCUCGGUGCGCCAGGGCGCCUGCCGCCUCCACCAGCGCGCCAACAUAUCGCGCUCGCAGUUCGUCGACGUCGAGGUAGCGGCCAACGACGAGCACGCCUCGACGGUCGGCUUCGUCGGGCCCGAGCGGUACCACCCGUGGAGCGGCUCGCAGGUGCUCUACGUCGGCACCACGUUCACGAACGUGGGACCGUAUCGGCACAGCGUGCCGGCCAUCGCCUCGCGCCGCCUGCCUGGACUGGAGCUGGCCGAGUACUCGUUCUCGCAGCAGUCGCUGCUGCGGAUCGAUGUCAAGUACCGCGACCACUUUCUGGUGCAGUACAAGGCCGGUUUCGCGGCCGGGGACCACGUGUACUUCGUGGCGGUGCAGAAGAAGUCGCACCUGCCCGGCCAGGACGAGGUGGGGUACAUUUCGCGGAUAGCGCGCGUCUGUGUGACGGACCCCAACUACAACAGCUACACGGAGGUGACAGUGGAGUGCGGCGCGUACAACCUUGUGCGGUCGGCCCGUUUGACCUCGGCCGGCGCCGAUCUGGCCGCCGCGGCCGGGGUCAAGACCGGCGACCCGGUGCUGGUGGCAGUGUUCUCGCCCAGUGACGGCAACACGAUGGUGUACCAGAACAAGUCGGCCGUCUGUGUUUUCCCGCUGGCCGAGGUAGACUACAAAUUCAACGAGAACAUCCACAUGUGCUUCAACGGCACCAUGCGGUACCGCAACAUGGACUACAUCUCGGGCAAGAUCCUGGACGGCAAGUGCCCCGAGACUCGAAGCGCCGGCCGGAACAUUCCGGACUUCUGCGAGGUGGGGCUGAAGAUCUCGGGCGUCUCGCCGCUGAUGGGGACACCGGCGCUGGAGCUGCCGACCACUGGGCUGACGGGGCUGGCGCUGGCCACCACCUCCUCCCACACGGUCGCCUUUCUCGGCACCAAUAACGGCAGCGUCAUCAAGGCGCUGGUGGUGUCUCCGGAGCUGGGGCGGCAGUACGAGUCGAUCCCCGUGGACCCCGGCAGUCCGAUCGGCGCUGACCUGCGCAUGGCGCCCGGAGGAGACUUCGUCUACGUGCUCUCCACACAGAAGGUGUCGAAGGUGCGCGUGCAGACGUGCGAGAUGUACACGGACUGCACGGCGUGCCUGGGCUCGGGCGACCCGUACUGCGGCUGGUGCUCACUCGAGAAGAGGUGCACGAUCCGCUCCGAGUGUCAGAAGGCGCAGCAGAGCUCUCCGCGCUGGCUGACGUUCGGCGCCGGCCAGCAGUGCAUCGACUUCGAGCAGGUGCUGCCCGACCGCAUCCCCGUCGACCAGACCGUCACGGUUCAGCUGACGAUCCGCACGCUGCCGGCGCUGCCGCCGGGCGCCAAGUACCAGUGCGUGUUCGGCGAGACGGCGCCCUCGGACGCGCUGGUCACCGCCUCGGGGCUGUCGUGCCGAACGCCGCCGCCGGCGCUGCGGCCGGCCGUGCCCGCCGGCGCCGACCACGUGGCCGUGCCGCUCUCGGUGCGCUCCUCCGAGACCAACAAGGACUUCGUGUCGCGCCAGUUCUCCUACUACGACUGCUCUCGGCACGCCACGUGCGCCGCCUGCGCCAGCUCGGCCUGGGCGUGCAACUGGUGCGUGUACGACAAUGUGUGCACGCACAACGCCACCGUCUGCCGCCGCACCGUCGUCUCCGGGGAGCACAACCCGUCGCCGCUCGUCACCCACGGCGGCGCGUUCUGCCCGCGCUUCAAGCCGUCGCCGACGCCGAUCCUGCUCGCCAACGGCCGCCGCAGCGAGGUGGCGGUGCAGGCAGAGAACCUGCCGCGCCCCGAGCCGGGCGGCGCCGCCGUCUUCCACUGCAUCGUCGAAAUCGAGGGCGCCAAGAUGCGCGUGCCCGCCCGCGUAGAGCGCGGCGAGCGAGUUAUCUGCGAGAAGACCUCGUACUCGUACCAGGCGGCCGAGAGUGAGCUGACGGCGCGGCUGACGGUCGUCUGGGACGGCGACCGGCUGGUGGACGCCACCAACGUGACGCUGUACAAGUGCGGCGUGCUCGGCAGCCACCGCGGCCACGCCGACUGCUCGCUCUGCGUGACGCGACCAUCGCGCUACGAGUGCGCCUGGUGCGGCGACGCCUGCUCGCACCGCGCCGACUGCGGCCAGGGCGCCGCGCUCGAGUGCCCCAAGCCACGCAUCGACCUGAUCUACCCGCUGAGCGGGCCGGUGGAGGGCGGCACGCUGCUCACCAUUGAGGGCUCGAACCUGGGGCGGCGCGCGGCGGACGUGCGCGACCGCAUCCUCGUCGGCGACGUGCCGUGCGCGCUGGUCGAGUACCAGGUGUCCGUGCGCAUCGUGUGCCGCACGGGCGCCACCGCGCACCCCAUGAACGUGGCCGUCGCCGUCGGCAACCACGCCGGCUUCGCCGAGUCGGCCGUCAAGUACAGCUACCACGACAUCCAGCUGUUCGACGUGCACCCGCGCACGGGGCCGGAGAGCGGCGGCACUCGCCUCACGCUCUCCGGCGGUCACCUGACGGUGGGUUCGCGCGUGCGCGUCUGGCUGGACCACCUGCCGUGCGCGGUGACGCAGGGCCCCGGCCAGCUGAGCUGCGUGACGGCGCCGUCGGACGGCACGCGCUCCGUGCGCACCCUCACGCUGCAGAUCGACGCGGCCAACCGUACUCUCGUCGGCAACCCGUUCAACUACACGAGCGACCCGAGCGUGCUGGAGAUCAAGCCGCUGCGGUCGCCCGAGUCCGGCGGCCGACUUAUCAUGGUGCACGGCACCAACCUGGACUCGAUCCAGGAGCCGCAGAUGACUGUCUUCCUCGACGACCAGCAGAAAGUGCUCAACGCCACGGUGUGUCGGGUGCUGAGCAGCUCCCAGAUGCAGUGUCCGUCGCCGCCGGUGGACCCGCGCGCCGUGCGGGGCGCGGGCUGGCGCCGCGAGAUCCGCGGCAAGCCGUCCAAGUACGCCCGCUCGCCGCGGCCGCCGCACGACGACGUGCUCAGCCUCAACAUCGGCUUCAUCAUGGACAGCGUGGCCGGCGUGCGCAACCUGAAGCAGCACAGCGCGCUGAUGCGGAGCACGCUGCUGUACGUGCAGGAUCCGGUCGUGAUGCCCUUCCCCGGUCGCGUGAAGCUGUACAAGGGCGACACGCUGGUGAUCGAGGGCCAGAACCUGAACCUGGCUGCCGACGAGUCGGACAUGCGGGUGCUGAUCGGCACGCACUCGUGCAACGUCACCUCGCUGGCGCUCAGCCAGCUGGUGUGCACGCCGCCGGCGGUGCAGCCGCCGGGCACGGACGACCUGGGCCGGCCGACGCCCGAGCAGGUGCCGCUCGUGGUCGUGCGCGUCGGCGAGAACCUCCGCUUCCCGCUCGGCCUGCUGCGCUACGAGAUGAUUAAGCCGUACACGUUCCCGCCGGAGGUGGUGGGCGGCAUCGCCGUCUCGGGCGUGAUCCUGGUGCUGCUGUCGGUGGUGAUCCUGGCCGUCUACCGGCGCAAGUCGACCCAGGCCGAGCGAGAGUACAAGCGCAUCCAGAUCCAGAUGGACACGCUCGAGAGCAACGUGCGCAUGGAGUGCAAGCAAGCAUUCGCCGAGCUGCAGACGGACAUCACGGACCUCACGGCGGACCUCGAGUCGACCGGCAUCCCGAUCUUCGACCAUCGCACGUUCGUGAUGAAGGUGUUCUUCCCCGGCGUAACCGACCACCCGAUCCUGGCCGAUCCGAAGCUGCGCGUGAACGGCACGCGCACCAACUUCGACACGGCCAUGGUGCAGUUCGAGCAGCUCAUCAACAACCGCUACUUCCUGCUGACGUUCAUCGAGGUCCUCGAGUCGCAGAAGUCCUUCAGCAUCCGCGACAAGGUGAACGUGGCGUCGCUGCUGAUGGUGAUCCUGAUGUCCAAGAUGGAGUACGCGACCGAGAUCCUGCGCCUGCUCCUGCUGCGCCUCAUCGACAAGUCCAUCAGCUCCAAGUACCCGCAGCUGAUGCUGCGGCGCACCGAGUCGGUGGUGGAGAAGUUCCUCACCAACUGGAUGGCGCUCUGCCUGUACGAGCACCUGCGCAGCGACUCGGCCGCCAGCCUCUUCCUGCUGACGGCCGCCAUCAAGCACCAGGUGGAGAAAGGUCCGGUGGACGCGCUCACGCACGACGCGCGCUACUCGCUCUCCGAGGAGCGCCUGCUGCGCGAGCAGAUCCCGCACAGCACCGUGACGAUACACUUGGUUCAAGAGGAUCCUCAUUAUGAAAAGAUUCCGUACCAGAUGUACCAGACCCUUCAAAUCGCUCCUGAGGAGCUGGAGGAGAAAGUUCAGUGUCGCGUGCUGGACUGCGACACCAUCAACCAGGUCAAGUCGAAAAUCCUGGACGCACUCUACAAAAACACCCCACACACGCUGCGGCCUUCGAUUCACGAGGUCGACUUGGAGUGGCGCCACGGGCGCGGCGGCCACCUGACGCUGGCCGAUGAAGAUCUGACGAGCAAGAUGGUGGACGGGUGGCGCCGUCUCAACACACUGGCUCACUACGGCGUCAAGGACUCUGCCGUGAUGUCGCUGGUGCCCCGGCAGGCCUCCCAGGUCUCGCCCGCCACCAGGAGUCCCUACUCGAGCGUCUACUCGAUCCCGACAUCGGUGUCGCCGUCACAGAACGGCACGCUGCGCAAGGUGAACAUGUACCACCUGGUGCGGCCGGCCUGUGAGUACGCCAGCCAGCGGAGCGAGCGCUCCCACAAGGCCAUCCCCGAGAUCUUCCUCACGCGCCUGCUCUCCACCAAGGGCACCAUCCAGAAGUUCGUCGACGACCUGCUCACGACGAUCCUGGACGCGGGCGAGACGCUGCCGCCGGCCAUCAAGUGGCUGUUCGAUCUGUUCGACGAGGCGGCGCGGGUCCACGCCGUGCCCAACGGCGAGGAGGUGACCUACGCCUGGAAAUCAAACUCGCUGCCGCUGCGCUUCUGGGUCAACUUCAUCAAGAACCCCGACUUCCUGUUCGACAUCGACAAGUCGGUGACGGUCGACUCGUGCCUGACGGUGAUCGCGCAGACCUUCAUGGACGCGUGCUCAACGUCCGAGCACCGGCUCGGUAAAGACUCGCCGUCCAACAAGCUGCUGUUCGCCAAGGACCUACCGCACUACCGGUCGCAAGUUGAGCGUUUCUACCGCGACGUCAACGAGCUGCCGACGGUGACGGACCAGGAACUGAACUCGCACAUGCAGCGGCUGUCAGUGGCGCACCUCGGCCAGUUCGACGUGAUCGCCGCGCUCAAGGAGCUCUACAUAUACGUGACCAAGUACUUUGACGAUGUGAUGAAGGCGCUGGAGUCGGACGAGCACUGCCGCCGCCUCCACCUGCCGCACAAACUGGAGAACGUGCAGAGCACCAUGGAGGGGGAGGAGACCUCCAUGUGCUAGUGGCGCGCGCUGUGAGCGGCGGCGGCGGCGCCGCGCCUUCGUCCAGGGGUCGGGGUCGGGCGCGCGGACCGUUCGAGGCACGGGUGUGAUGUCGGGACGCCGGAUCGGGCGCUGGCCCGUCGCCUCGUCCCAGUCGUGCACUCUCUCGGAGGUCCGCCGCGCGGUUUCGGUUCUCGUAGUGCCUGGGUGUCGUUGGGGCGUUAGUCACUGAGCGUUAGUCACGGAGUGCUCUCGCGGCGCGCUAUUCCAAUUGCAGAAUCGCCAAAAUGAACCGUGUACAGAUUUUAUAAGCUGUGAUAUAUUUCAUUGAGGAAGGGAUGGGGCGCGUCCGUGCUGCUCUGUCGCGGUGGAAUGCGCCGGCGCUCCGCGGUUGUCUGUCUCGUGUUCUCUUGCCAACUGCAAUGCCAAAUGCGCCGAGAUCGUGGGGGCAGCGUCCAAAGCGUGUUAGUGGCCUAUUGUUUGUUGUCCAUCCAGCGAAGCUCAGUUCUUUGCGACCCGCACAAUGCUCGGGACCGCCUGACCGUCGCAGCUAGCGGGUGGCUCGCCGGCCGACCGCGCUGCCGGCGUCCCUGCUGGUGGCUUCUGUGGUAUCUGCUCAGUGUGCGGCACGGAGGCGACCCACGACAGAGUGCGCCGCCGAACCCUGGCGGCGAGCGCCGCAACUAGUCCUUAUCGCGUGCGUUCGCGCCGCGCGCCGGUGUACUUAAGUCUAGGCAUUUUAUAUUUUGUAAGCCGUGCAGGAUCGAUAUGUUAUACGCUGCAAUGUUUUCUUGUAUUGUGCAUUGAUUUUGUACAAAAUGAUAUUUAUAAAAUGUAAAUAAAGUC
Molecule: messenger RNA, 6724 nt
Organism: Pollicipes pollicipes
Lineage: Eukaryota; Metazoa; Arthropoda; Thecostraca; Pollicipedomorpha; Pollicipedidae
Product: plexin-B-like
Exons: 16
Coding region: 170-5899 (1909 amino acids)
Biological process (GO): semaphorin-plexin signaling pathway; regulation of cell migration; regulation of cell shape
Cellular component (GO): semaphorin receptor complex; plasma membrane
Molecular function (GO): semaphorin receptor activity; protein binding
Source: RefSeq, a predicted model, not a curated record